This is a messenger RNA of Leguminivora glycinivorella, 1340 nucleotides long. RefSeq lists its product as uncharacterized. The transcript is spliced from 2 exons. The coding region runs from base 903 to 1274 and encodes 123 amino acids. The record is from RefSeq and is a predicted model, not a curated record. Lineage: Eukaryota; Metazoa; Arthropoda; Insecta; Lepidoptera; Tortricidae.
AAUGUGCUAUUAAAAUAAUUCAUUUAUAAUUAUAAUUCUCCAUUACUCUAACGUUGUUUUAUUUGAAUAAUGAUUAAUUAUUUUUACGAGUUUGUUACUUUGCGAAUAUAAAUAAAUAAAUAAUAUAGGAUAUUCUUACUAAGUCCUACAGUAAGUUUGCGUUGCGAGUACUCGCAUAAUAACACAUAGAAAACAACCAUGACUCGGGAACAAAUAUAUGUGUUCAUCACACAAACCCUUACUGAGAUUCGACCCAGAAGCCCCUGGCUUAGUAGCUAGUCACUAACCAGUAGGUCAGAUAAGUCGUCAAAAUUAUAUAAGCAACAUUACAAUAUACAUUUAUUCACACUUACAUUGUAUGAUGAUGAUGUCCUUGUAGCUUCAGUAGAGAGAACAGUGGGUUUUCCUUGCUUCCUGUGUAGCGGAAUGAAUCAAGAGGAUCGAUCUGAGGAGCUUAAGUAGUGAAAAUUCACGUGGAGCUAACGCAAUACCUAUAUGAAAUUUGUCAACGUGAUUGAAAAACGCAACUCAGCACUUAGUCGGUGGAAACAAUCAUCGAUUGCAAAUCCCACAACGCAGCAAAAUCAGAUCACCGUGUAUAAUAUAAAACAAAUACGUGAAGGUACUUACCAUAUAUUUUUUUUAUUCAUUAAAUUCAUUUUAUGGUUUUAAUCUUAGAAAAACAGACAAUGUCGCGAUCGGAGCUAGUAUAUUUUAUUUGCUUUAGUGCAUUAUUGCUAACAUCGUAAAUCCAAUCGUAUCUCAAUACAAUGUGAUGUCAUUUUUUUUAAACGUUUGAUUUUGAACUCUAAUAACACAAUAAUUUCAGAUAUAAACCCCCGAAAAUAAGUGAAAAUAUUAUUUACUCUUAUAUAUUCAACGCGAUUAGUUCUACGGAAAAUAUGUCGGAUACAUCAGAACACCUAUUCAACUUCGUUCCUUUGGCAUCAUCCCAAACUCAAAGUCAGAGUGAACGGGAGUCAGGGGUGAGACGUCUGUCCUUGGGGGUCAAGAGGAAGGCAACACCCGUUUACUCGUUUAUCAAAAAACCACAUCGGAAUGGAGGUACAAAAGUCAUCAAAAUAGAAAUUUACGACAGUAACAAAUUGAAUGAGAACUUUGAACAUAUAUGUAAAUGUAAUGCCGAGCUGUGUGCCCAAUAUGUAGUGAAAAAUACGUUAUUAGACCAAGUUUACGAAUUAACGCGUAGAGUAAUUGACAAGAUAGACGAAGGUUUGUCCUCAGAUACGCCACAUGGGUACACCAUCGAAUAAGGGUACAAUUUAAUGUGAUUGUGUAAUAUGAACAUAGUUCUUAAGUUAAUAAACAUUAUAAAAGUA